CCCCGGCGAGGUCUACAAGCAUGGCGACGCCACAGCGCCGCCGUCCGCCGCCGUCGCUUCCUGACCACCUCCUCGAGUUGAUCUUCGCCCGCCUCCCGCCGGAAGACCCCUCCUGCCUCCUCCGCGCUUCCCUCGUCUGCAAGCCCUGGCGCAACCUCAUCCACGCCUCCACCUUCUUCCUCCACCUCCUCGACCUCGGCCGGGCACCCCAGAUGCUAGGCUUCCUCCACGACUCCGAUUUCGAGGGCCGCCUCGAGUACGUCCGCACCUCCCCACUCUCCUUCCCCUUCCCCCUCCCCGACCGCGACUGCUGGUACCUCCUCGGCUACCGUCACGGCCGCGCCCUCUUCCACUCCAGGGGCACCGACAACCUCAGCCUCCUCCUCUGGGUGCCUUUCACCGGCCAACGCACGGAAGUGCCGGUUCCCGCGGCGUUCCAUGCCGAGCGCACCUACGCCACCGUGAUCUGCGCGGCGGACGGGUGCCACCACCGCGCCUGCCACGAAGGGCCCUUCUCAAUCGUCCUGGUGUUCACCGACCCCGAAGAGCAAGACGCGGACCGGCGAUACUUCACGUCGGCGUGCGUGUACUCGUCGGAGACUCGCACCUGGGGCAAGGUGGUCUCGGCCAGCGGCGUGUGCCUCAUCUGCGAUACCCCCGCCGUGCUCGUCGGGAAGUCCCUGCUCUACUUCCUGUCCAACUGCGGGCGCAUCGUCGAGUACGAUUUGGCCCGGCGUAGCCUGGCUUGGAUCAGACCACCAUACCGUGACCCCAACGCCGCAUUCUACAAGAGGAUGAUACUCGUGCAGGUCGGGGAUGCUGGGCUUGGAGUCGUGCUCGUGCAGCCCGACCCUGAUACGCAUGGGUUUUCUGAUGGCUCUGAUUGUCUCUGCGUCUGGUCAAGAAAGUCGAAUCAAGGUGGUCAUGCGGAAUGGGUAGAGCUUGGGGUAAUCUACCUUCAAGAUUCCAUCUCUCAUGUUGUCAGCACCACGUCCGUAGGCAUAACAGCAUUUCUCAUUGGCUUUGCCGAGGGAGCAAAUACUGUCUUCCUCAGCACCCGGGAAGAUGAUGCCAUUUUUACAGUUGACCUCCAGUCAAAGCAGGCGAGGAAGGUGUCCCAGUGUACCUGGACUAUCGACCGUUUGGCACCGGUUCUCACCUCCUACACUUCAGCUUCUACACUCCAGGCACCUCAAGGUGAGCACCGAAGCCUCACUGCUUUCAGCUCUAGCGAUGAGGAGGAGGAAGAAUGGGACGAAGAUCAGAGACGAUUGAUGUUUGGCAUGGGGCUGGAAGCCAUCGAGAGGGGGCGCUUUGUUGCUGCUGUUGAUUACCUCCGCAAGGCCCUGGAGCUCAGGGUUGCACGUUACGGUGAACUUUCUCCGAAGUGUGCUAGCACGUAUUACCAAUAUGGACGCGCAUUGCUAAAAAGAGCUCAGAAGGCGGCCAGCAUUGCUCCCAAGAGUCCACUAUAUGAAAAAACAGUUGAGGGUACAACCAGCGGAUCUGAUACUGGAAACUCGGAGAAUAGUGAUAGCAAAGAAGGGCAAAAUUCAAAUAGGAAAUAUCAGGAAGAUAGGAAUGGUGACGGUGACAAGGAUGAUAUCAAGGCAGCAUGCAAUGCUAUUGAUUCUGAUUUGGAUCGUGCCUCGUAUAUGCUGGAAGUUGCAAGAGGAAUAGUUGAAGAAAGCAAAGUCAACACUGUGGAGACCUUCAGAAUCCUUUCUGCUCUGACUGAGGUGUUCACGGAAAAGAGCAAGAGGUAGUGCCUGUCUUUGUUACUCAUGCAUCACAUUUAACUGGCGAAUGGUGACACUGCAGAGGGCGACUGUGACUGCAUCAAAGCUUUAACCAUCCUAUCUUGGGAGUAUUGCCAAACUGUAUCCUGGUUGUGGACUAAACUUUCAGUUGUCCAUCGUAUAGUUGUAUAAAGCACAGCAAAUUUGCAAGCCCAAGUGCUGCAUAUUAACUGAAUUUUGUAAGGUAAAUAAAGUGGAUUUUGUUCAUGUUACCAACAUGGUUUUCCUGGUGAAUGUUGUGAUGA
Molecule: messenger RNA, 2044 nt
Organism: Lolium rigidum
Lineage: Eukaryota; Viridiplantae; Streptophyta; Magnoliopsida; Poales; Poaceae
Exons: 3
Coding region: 21-1766 (581 amino acids)
Molecular function (GO): protein binding
Source: RefSeq, a predicted model, not a curated record